AUGGGGUGUGUCUAUAUACUGCAGGUAGAAGGUGUUGAGGAUUUGCCGGAUUUCUUCCAGGGGUUUUCUGCAGACAGUGACUCCCAUCCCUUCUCUUACUCGGUUGCUUCGAUGGUGGCGCUUUACAAUACCCUGAGAAGGGUUCUUCUCAAGCGCAUGCACAUGACGAUAAAGCCCAAGGGGGCCCCCCUGGGGGCCCCCAGGGAGGCUCCCAGGGGCCCCCCCAGAAGGGUCGUAACAAAGGGAGCCCCUCUACAAGCAGCUGCGCCUACUACUUCUUGGCGUCAGUUAGCAGCAAAGGCAUGGAUACCUCUUGAUGCAUUAAGAAGAGGAGAGCAGCAAACAGAGACAAUGGUGCUUCCUUUGUUUGCUAUGUAUGCUGAUGCUGCUGCUGCUGCUGCUGCUCCUGAUACUCCACCUCCGCAGCAGCAGCACCAACAGCAGCAGCAACACCAACAGCAUCAGCAGCACCAGCAACAUCAGCAACACCAGCAGCAGCAACAGCAGCAGCAACAGCAGCAACCGCAACAACAACAACAGCAACAGCAACAGCAACAGCAGCAAGCAUACCCAGACCCGUUUGCUGCAUCAGGGGCAGUCAUCAAGCUCUCUGUUGCUCUCAACCAUCCCCUACGGCCGCUCUUCCCAGAUAUCCCCUUGACGCUGCGCCUCUUCCCUGCAGCAGAAGAAGCACCUGCUGCAGCAGCAGCUGCUGCUGCUGAGCAGCCUAAGGCUGAACCAGCACCAGCAGCAACAACAGCAGCAGCAGCAGCAGCAGCACAGAGCGACCCUGAUGCUGCUGCUGCAGCAGCAGCAGAAGUAGGACUGCAGCAACUGGCUCACCAGGUGUAUGAUGACCUUAAGGAAGAAGGACAACUAGCAGAGGUGGAGAGACACCUGAGGAUGCUGCUGCGGUUGGCUAUCCGUGAUAGAGUUCGUGCUGAUUCUCUUCUUGCUGCUGCUGUCCGCAGCAGCAGCAGGAAGAGCAGCAGCUGCACCGGCAGGAGCAGCAGCAGCGGGGAGCUAGCAGCAGCAAUGCUGCAGCAGCAAAGACGCAAGACACUAGUACUAGCUGAAUGUUUUGCUGCUCUCUCUGAGGCAUUGGAUACAGAAAUUGCGCAUGCUGUCAAGUCGGCUGCAGCGCGAGCCGAGCGCACCCAACUCUUCCUCGCUCCAGAGGCUGAGGAGGACGAACCAGCAGCCCUCCAACCUGCUGCUGCUGCAGUGGCAUUACCCGCAGCAACAGCAGCAACAGCAGCAACAGCAGCAACAGGGGCAUUAGUAGCAAAAGCAGCGCAGCAGCCUGAUGAAGUAGAAGCGGAUGGGGCACAGACAACGGAAGCAACAUCAGCACCAGCAUCCGAACCAGCAACAGAAGCAGAAGCAGCAGCUGCAGCUGCAGCAGCAGCAGCAGCAGCAACAGCAGCAGCAGCAACACACUACAAAGAAGAGACAGAAUACGAGCGCCUACGGCGUCUACGCUUCGAGGCAGAAAUAGUUGGAGACAUGGAUGCUGCUAUAGUAUACCACAAGCAGCUGCUGCUGCUGCCACCAUCAGCAGUAGCAGCAGCUGCAGCAGCAGCACCAGCAGCACCACCACCACCUACAGAACCUGAGCUGUACGUACAGCUCGCUGCGCUGCUGCUGCGAGCACAUCAAGAAAAUAUUGAAGCAGCAGAGGCAGCAGUUAGGGAGGCUGUCUAUAAAUUUGGGGGGCUGCAGCAGGCACCACUAGAGACUCUGUUAUUUCUUGGGUGUAUCCUUCUUGACUGCAACAAACCAAAAGAUGCACAAGGUAUUUUUUCUGUUGCUGUUAACCGUCAACUGCAGCAGCUGCAGCAGCUGCAGCAGCAGCGGCAGCAGCAGCUGCUGCUGCUGCAGGAAAUAGAGCAGCAAGAGCAGCGAGAACAAGAGAUACAACAACAGCAGCAAGAGACAACAGAAUCACCAAGACAGCGCAAAAAAGAAGACGACCCUAAUGGAUCAGCAGCAGACCCUCCUGCUGCUGCAGCACCAGCAGCAACAGCAGCAACAGCAGCAGCAGCAGCAGCAGAAAAUGAGCAACCAGACCCCCCUCUCUCUCUCUGUUUUUUCUGUCUUUGUUUGUCUUUUUUAUUUAAUGGAGACAUGCAAAAGUUCGAGGCAGCAAUUGCCUUGGCGCUGCAGCCUGCUGGUUUCUUUGUGCUGCAGCAGCAGCAGCAGCUGCAGCAGCAGCAUCUGCAGCUGCAGCUGCAGCAAUUGCAGCUGGGAAUGAAUGAUACAACACCAGCAGCGGACACAAAGGGCGGGAAUCAGCAACAACAGCAACAGCAGCAACAGCAGCAACAGCAACAGCAGCAGCAGCAGCAACAGCAGCAGCAGCAGCAGCAGCAAGACAACCAAAAGAUAUGGACUGAAUGGACUUUACAAGCAAUCAACAAGGAGGAACCUGCACUUGUUUCUGCUGAUCUCUGUAGCAACAGCAGCAGCAGCUGCAGCAGCAGCCGUAGCAACAGCAGCAGCAACAACAACAGCAGCAGCAGCAAGCUCCUGCUACUCUUGCAGGCACAGGCUCUCAUGUUGUGCCAAGAUUAUGCGGAGGCAUCUCUUGUGCUGCAGCAGCUGCUAGCAGCACAACCGCACAACUGUUUGUGUCUCUCCUUAGCAGCAGAAGCAGCAAAUAGACAAGGAGACACUGCUGCUGCUCUCUCCUUGCUGCAGCAAACCCUUAAUGCUGCUCGUCCCUCUACGGAUUGUGCUGUUUAUAUUCGUUGCGGACAGGCAGCCUUUAAGCUCAAUCGUGGGUCAAAAGGAUGCGAGUACUUUUUAAAGUCUUUGAAUUUAUGUGAGACCUCCGAGGGUUGGCUCGGCCUAUCGGCGUGUCUGCUGCUGCUGUACCAGGAGCAGGAGGUAGAGCAGCACAAGCAGCAGCAGCAGCAGCAGCAGCAGCAAUUAAUGAAGGAUAAUUUGAAUAUAGAUAUAUAUCAACGUGAUCAACAGAAGCAGCAGAGCCGUAUGACGCAAUCAACAUUAUUAGGUUUAUUAGCAACAGAGGAAGGACAAAUCAUAGAGGCAUUGCAACAUUAUGCUGCUUCUUUGUCUUAUAUGCGUGAGGCAUUUGAGGAGGAGCAGCAGCAGCAGCAGCUGCUGCAGCAGCAAAUGCAGCAGCAGCAACUACAGCAGCAACAACAGCAUCAUCAACAUCAUCAACACCAAGACCAGCAGGAACAGCAACAGCAGCAACAGCAACAGCAGCAGCAGCAGCAACAACAACAAGAGCAACAGUAUCACGAACUACAGAAUGUGCUGCUGCUGCUGCUGCUGCGGUCAGACUUUGUUGCUCGCCAAGCAGCAGCUUGCUGCUACAGGUCUCCGCGUAUGACGGAGGAGACACAAGAAAUAGAGGAAAUAAAGGAGACAAUUGCUGCUGCAGAUAAGCAGCUAAGAAAGGAUAUAGAGCAGCAAAUGCAGCAACUGCAGCAGCAGCAACUGCAGCACCAGCUCCUCAUGGCACAGUUUGACCUACAGUAA
Eimeria maxima is the source of this 3510-nucleotide messenger RNA. RefSeq names its product TPR domain-containing protein, putative. The record is from RefSeq and is a predicted model, not a curated record. Bases 1 to 3510 code for a protein of 1169 amino acids. Gene Ontology annotation, molecular function: protein binding. NCBI's taxonomy places the organism in Eukaryota, Apicomplexa, Conoidasida, Eucoccidiorida, Eimeriidae. The transcript is spliced from 12 exons.